This is a messenger RNA of Diospyros lotus (date-plum), 3114 nucleotides long. RefSeq names its product KIN14B-interacting protein At4g14310-like. Gene Ontology annotation, molecular function: protein binding. Lineage: Eukaryota; Viridiplantae; Streptophyta; Magnoliopsida; Ericales; Ebenaceae. The record is from RefSeq and is a predicted model, not a curated record. The coding region runs from base 127 to 2982 and encodes 951 amino acids. The transcript is spliced from 3 exons.
CUCCUCUCCUCUCUUUCUGUCACAUUCUCAGUCUCAAUCUCCAAACGAAACCCCAAAAUCCUGCAAAUCCCAAACUCCAAUCUUCAUCAAGACCCUAACCUUGUUCACUUGUCAUACACAGUACAGAUGUCCGCUUCAUCAGCUCGCCGGAUAAAGGAACGCGGCGGCGGCGGAGGGAGGGUGGCUGCAUCGAUGGCGGCGAAGCCCUCCAAAACCCUUACCCCGGUCUCCGCAAAACUCGCCGCCCAAAAGUCCGCUGGUAAGGAAAACCAUAACUCUAGAGCCAUCUCCACGGGCCGGGCGGCGGUGGCAGCGCAGAAGCCUGCGAUUCGGCCGAUACCGCGGACCGACAGGCUCUCGGUUUGUUCGGGCGACGUCGGGGAGUCCCGUGUUCGGCAGUCGACCUCGUCGGUGACGAAAGGUAGGAGUUCUAGCCCGUUUGAAUUCAAUCGGAUUUUGUCUGAUAUGCGUAAGGGUACUGGAGGUGCAGUGGAGCGGUCUUUGUCGCGUGGAAGGAAAUCUACGAGUGGGGUUAGGGUUCUUGAGAGGUCUCAGCAAAAUAAGGAUGCGGAAUCUAGUGAAAAUAACACAAGGUUUCUGAAGGACACCAAGGUUUCAGUGUAUGCCAAGGUCAGUUUGGAGAAAAGUAGUCAAAUUUCUAAGAUAUGUAAAUUAACAGAAGAGAGUAAAAAAUCUAGGCCUAAUUUGUGCCCAGUGGUGACAAACUCGUGCUUAGAUGGUCGUACCUUGGAGCCCGAUUCAGAUUUCAAGGUGAAAGUGUCGGAUAAUUUUAAAGUUCACGAGGAAUCAAAGGGGAUAUCUUCCACUGAUUUGAGAUCGGUUAGAGAUGAGAAGCGUGUGAAUUGUAUUGACACGGGUGUGAAAGAAUUGGGCCAACAAACUCAGAAUGGUUCAAGAGGUUUAGAGAGCUUGAAACAGAACGAUUUAGAGGAAGGUAUGGGUGAUCGGAGCAUCAACAAGUACCCAAGCAAACUUCACGAGAAGCUUGCCUUUCUGGAAGGCAGGGUUAAGAGGAUUGCAUCUGAUAUUAAGAGAACAAAAGAGAUGUUAGAUAUGAAUAACCCAGAUACAUCAAAAGCAAUACUUUCAGACAUUCAGGAAAAGAUUUCAGGAAUUGAGAAGGCAAUUGGAAAUGUUGUUAAUGGUCCUAGUGAGAAGAUAGAUGCACCUUGUUCUGCUGAAAAGGGCGAUAUACAACAUAAAACUUUGGAAAACAGUCAAAUCAAGGCAGUGGGUUGUUUGAAAAGUUCUUAUAAGGGCUUGAAUGCUGAGGAGCUGGAGGCAAGACAUUUUCCUCAUCAUAAGUUGCUCAGAAGUCGGACAUCAUUAAAGGCGUCUUCAGAAAGCUCUCAAAAUCAUCAGUCUAAUAUAGAGUCUUGCACUGAAUUAAAACCUCAAGAGAAGUUAUUGAGCCCCAUUCAUGAGAAUCUCAUUGCAUUGGAGUUCUUGGCCUCCCUUAACAAGGAUCAGUCUAAGGUGACAAGGAGGGGUGAGAAUGUUGGUCUUGAUGUCUCUGAAGUUCAAGAAACUGAUGGUUAUGUGACGUCAACAGCACAAGGUUCUGUCAGUAUGGCCAACAGAAUAUGUGAUCUUGAGCUCAUGCUAAGGACAAAUGAAACACUUGAUGAGUUUGAUGAUCAGGAGAAUAGACCAGGAAUAAUCAUUGAAGAGGAGGCUGAAGAUAGUGGCAUUUAUCAGUUAAAUGAGAUUGGCCGUAAGAGCUCAACUGGAGGAUGGUUUGUACUAGAAGGAGAAGCUGUUCUUCUUGCUCAUGAUGACGGCUCCUGUUCCUUCUAUGAUAUUGCUAAUUGUGAGGAGAAAGCUGAAUACAGGCCCCCUGUUGGGACAUCACCAAAUGUGUGGAGAGAUUGUUGGAUAAUUCGUGCCCCUGGUGUUGAUGGUUGGUCUGGAAGAUAUGUUGUUGCUGCAUCUGCUGGAAAUACAUUGGAUUCAGGAUUUUGUUCAUGGGAUUUCUACACUAAAGAUGUGCGAGCUUUCCACAUGGAGGAUGAGACUACUAGUUCAAGAACAGCGCUUGCUCCCAUAUCCAACACCACCUUAUAUAGAAGAAAUACGCUAUCCGCAUGUAUGGCUCCACAGAACCAACAAUGGUGGUAUAAACCUUGUGGACCACUGAUCGUCUCAACAGCCAGCUCUCAAAAGGCUGUUAGAAUAUAUGAUAUCCGUGAUGGGGAGCAGGUCAUGAAAUGGGAAGUGCAGAAGCCCGUCCUAGAAAUGGAUUAUUCAAGUCCUUUGCAAUGGAGGAACAGAGGAAAAGUCGUUGUGGCAGAGACAGAAAGUAUUUCUUUAUGGGAUGUGAGCUCUCUCAAUUCUCAAGCUCUGUUGUCUGUCUCUUCUUUUGGUAGAAAGGUGUCAGCUCUUCACGUGAAUAACACUGAUGCUGAACUGGGUGGAGGAGUAAGGCAAAGAGUAAGUUCUGUUGAAGUAGAAGGAAAUGAUGGUGUAUUCUGCACUGCUGAUUCCAUUAAUGUAUUAGAUUUCCGCCAGCCAUCUGGUGUAGGUCUCAAGAUACCCAUACUUGGUGUGAAUGUGCAGUCUGUUUUUUCUCAUGGAGAUUCCAUUUUUAUUGGUUGUACAAAUGCAAGGUUAGCUGGAAUAAAGCAGCCUUGCUCACAGGUGCAGCAGUUUUCAUUGCGGAAACAACGGCUUUUCAGCACUUAUUCAUUCCCAGAAGCAAACGCUCAUGCUCAUUGCAUGGACAUAACACAAGUUUGGGGGAACUCAGAUUUUGUCAUGGGAGCUUGUGGACUGGGGCUAUUUGUUUUUGAUGCCUUGAAGGAUGAUGGAUUGCAGUCUUCAACCAUUGAGUUCGAUAACUUGCAGAAGGUUAGAGAAACAAUUGGACCAGAUGACCUGUAUUCCCCUUCGUUUGAUUACUUGUCAUCCCGGGUUCUCCUUAUAUCAAGGGAUCGCCCGGCUCUCUGGAGGUACUUGACAUGACCUUGCUGAAUCUUGAAGGCUUGAUUUAAUCUUCCUGUUAAAAAUACAGAAGGUUCAGCAUGGUAGACUUUUGUCUUAGGUUUGCUAUAUAUUUCAUGCUCUAUGAAAUAUUAAAACAAUUUUUUAUAUUUA